AUGAAAAGUAGUCCCUUGAAAAAAUUAAAACUGGGUGAAGGUGAGUACAAAAUAGUUAAUGAGUAUGAACAAAACAGAAGAGUGGAAAAAGUAGGCAUAAAAGAAUAUAAGGAAAAGAGAGAUGUAGAAAGUCAUAGCAGCAGAUAUAAUUGGCUAUAUGACAAAAUAAAUGGCUUAUGUAAAAAUUUGAACGUAUUUAAGAAAAAUGGACAAAGGGAAAGGCGCAAAGAAAGAGAAGUAGGUGCAGUAGGCGUAGUAGAUACAGAAGUAGAUGUUUAUGCGAAUGUGGACGUGGAUAUACAUAUGGAUGUAGAACAGGAAGAAAAGAGAAAGAUAAAAAGAAAAGGAAUAAAAAGAUCUUACGAUGAUUAUUCAAAAGUUAAUAAGAGGGAGAAGGAGAAGAUUAGCACAGAAGCAAAAACUUAUCGCCAAUCCUUUGAACAUUUGUCCUUAUUACAAUCUUUAUUAUGUAUUCAUAAAUUUUACUCAAGGGAUGUUAAUGGUAAAUGUGCAACUAUUCCGGUAAAGGAUAAAGAAUACGAAAGGAGGGAUAUAAACGCAAAUAAUAAUAAAGAUGUCGAUCGUUAUGAUGAUAGGAACAGUAGUAUGUACGGAAUAAAGGCUCAGAGUAAAGAACAGAAAUGGUGGGAAAACGACAGGAAAAAAUAUAAAGAGAAAGAAUUCAUUGAAGAAAAAUUUAAAGUGAAAGAAAAUAAUUUAACAUACAACAAUAUACAUUGCGACAAUAUACAGUAUGGAAAUUUUGAGGACAUUUUUGUCGAUCUAGUAAAUGAAAAGUGUGGUUUUUUUUAUAUAUUCAAUAUAGUAUUUUUUACAAAUUUAAAAAAUUAUUAUUAUUUCGUAGACAUCGUCAAUAUAUUAAAUUAUAUGGGUAAUAACAAAAGUGCUGUCCAUUCGGAUGAAAAGAAUAAGGACAUAUUAAUAUAUGAACAAGUUGCCUUAUAUAUAGAAAAAUUUUAUAAUAUUUUUAUGUACGAAAAGAGUAAAAGAUCGAUUAGUUUUUUACCAAACCAAUUUUAUGAUAAAAUAAAAUGUACCAAGUUUGUAUCAUCUAUACAAAAUAACAGCUAUUAUUAUGAUUUAGAAGAAAUAAAAAAAAAAUUAGAAUUUUUAAAAAAUGAAAAAUCAUAUGAAGAAAUUCUAUUUAUGUCCAUGUAUGAAUGUAAUAAAAGAAUAUAUUGUCAAUUAAGUAAAAUACCGGAAUUAUUUCAAGACAUAUCAGAAAUUAGUAAAUAUAACAAAAAUAAUUACGAACAAAGUGAAAUUGUCAAUUCUGAGUACAGUGAUCAGCGGUUAAAUGGUUUAUGUAAAAAGAAAACCUUCUCCUUGUAUAGCGAAAAUCACUUUGCCGCUUCGUUAACGUACGACGAUUUGAAGAACGGUGGUAAUGAUAGUAGUGCUAACGAUAAUAGUGCUAAGGAUAAUAGGGUUAAUGAUACUAGGGAUAAUGAUAAUAGUGCUAGUGAUAAUAGGGAUAAUGAUAAUAGCGCUAGUGAUAAUAGGGAUAAUGAUAAUAGUGCUAUUGAUAGUGCUCCAUGUAGAGUACCACUGAAAAAUGGUCGAUCUUCAAUGCACAGUCUCGAUAGUGGUAAGUUUCAUUUUGGAAGAAACCAACUGAGUAAACACAGUGCCAAGUUGUUCGGUCAACAAGUAGUAGGAAAACGUAAAUCUAUUGUCAGUAAUGGAGUUCCAAAUAACAAUAAUUCGAACAUAACUGGUGGUAAUUUGUCGAAUGAAAAGGGGUUAUACAUAAAAAAUUUUUUAAUAAACUUGUUUAAACCGUCAAAUACUAGAGGUAGUGAAGAUAAUCAGAAAACUGUAAUUUGUAGUGGAAAUGAAAAUGGAAUAAUGAAUUUUGUAGAGAAAAAAGGCUUUCCCGAACAUACGCUUAGAAAGGAUAUUAGUUUCUAUUCGAAGGAUAGGAGUGGCAUGAACAGGAACGUGAAAAAGGACAUGAACAACCCAAUGAACAACCCAAUGAACAACCCAAUGAACAACCCAGUGAACAACCCAAUGAACAACCCAAUGAACAACCCAAUGAACAACCCAAUGAACAACCCAAUGAACAACCCAGUGAACAACCCAGUGAACAACCCAGUGAACAACCCAGUGAACAAGGCACGAGAUAGUCAUGCUACUGAAGCAGGAGUUCUUCCCCCUUGUGUGGAAAAGGCGAAAGAAGAAAAUGGUCAACCCACAGAUUUGUCUGAAACGAAAUUGUGUGAAUGCCCUUUAGAAGAGAAUAGUAAGGAAGAAAAAUUAAAUAGCGGGCAUGAGCUAACUAGAUUUGAAAAUAAUGAUGCAUUAGUAAAUAUCAACAUUGCACUUGUCGAGUCUACUAUCAACGGAUUAGCAAAUAAAAUUAUAGAGAAUGAUAAGCAAGUUUCUAAUGAAUUAAUAAAGCUGAAAAGCGAAAAAGAUGAUCAAGGUGAGCAAGUAAACGAAGAAAAUAAUUUUUCCAUAAGUAAUGAUAACACGAAUGAUAGAUUAAUAACUGAUCGACCAAGUGGAAAUGAUUAUUUACUUAACAAGUCGGAGGAGAUUUACCAAAAUUAUUGCAAAGAUGAAUGGGAAAAGAAAUGCACAAAUAAAAUGGAGGAAGAGCAGAAGUUUGUAGUUGGGGAUGAGCCGUGGGAAAAACUGGGUGGAAAAUUAGUUGAAAAAUUGGGAGAAGUACUGAGUAAUGAAUAUGAGGAGCCUUUUGAAUCUAAUAGUGGGGGUAAAUCGAUGGACAAUUAUGAAGGUAUUUGUGAUGCUAGUCUUGUGGACAGAUCAGUAGUUUAUAAUUCAGCAGAGUGUAAAAAGGUAGAAAUAAUUGACCUAAAAAAAGUGGAAGAGGAAUACAGAGAAAGUAUAUUAGAAAAAAAGGAUGACUCAUCUGAAGGGGUAUUGAAUGGAUACAAGGAGGGAUAUAAGGAAUUAGAUGUAAAAAAGUUAGAACAUGUGAAGGAAUUUAAACAGUAUGAUAACACUCCUGAUGCAAAUGACGAAAUUUAUAAAAUUGACGGAAUUGACCGAAUUACACAAAAGCCAAAUGAGUCUAAUGUCCAUCUUAAAUGUGAAAUUGAACUACAGGAAGGUCAUUCAAAAAAUUACGAAUUAAAAGAAGUGGAGGUAACAAUGAGUAAUCAGUUAUGCGACAUGCAAGAUGAUGCAGACGCAUUGAAAGAUACUCAUUCGGUGAAAAACCAACUAAAUGGCGAAGAAAGUUGUGAGUUGUCGGUUGAAGAGGGGGUAGAUAUGAACAAGUCAGGUAAAGAGGGGGAAAACGUUGAGGAGGCAGCUAAUCCAUAUGAAAGUGAACCAAAUAAAAAGGAGUCAAUUAUCAAUGAAUUGAAUUGUAGCAAAUCUAAAAAUAAUAUUAACAUUGUCGAUAAACCAAGCAAUAUUGAGCCUGAAAAUGUUGAAUCGGGAGGGAAUAAGUUACGUGCGGAUAUUCCGAGUGGAGUUGACUUGAAUGAAGUGGAUGAAAACGAACCACGUGCAGUAGAUCAGAACGAAUCGAGUGAAGGAGAUCAAAAUGAAUCCAUUGAGACAGAUUUAAACGAAUCGAGUGAAGGAAAUCAAAAUGAAUCUAUUGAGACAGAUUUAAACGAAUCGAGUGAAGGAAAUCAAAAUGAAUCUAUUGAGACAGAUGCAAACGAAUCGAGUGAAGGAGAUCAAAAUGAAUCCAUUGAGACAGAUGCAAACGAAUCCAGUGAAGUAGAUCAAAAUGAAUCAAUUGAGACAGAUGCAAACGAAUCCAGUGAAGUAGAUCAAAAUGAAUCCAUUGAGACAGAUGCAAACGAAUCCAGUGAAGUAGAUCAAAAUGAAUCAAUUGAGACAGAUGCAAACGAAUCCAGUGAAGUAGAUCAAAAUGGAUCCAUUGAGACAGAUGCAAACGAAUCGAGUGAAACGGAUGAAGGCAAGUUGAGCAACGGACGCAAAGGUGAGCAAAGUGAAGAUGAUAAAUAUGAACAUGAAAACUUCACGCGGGAAAAAUACGAACACUCUGAAGGGUCAUACGAAGAUGUGGACUACAGAGAAAAAGCGCAAUUUCUUGACAUAAAGAAAAAAAAGGCUGAAGUAGAAAAAAUAGACAUAAAAUAUUCUCCCACCUUAGAAGAUAACACAUCUGUUUUAGUAAAGGAAUCAUAUUAUAGCGAAAUAGAUGAUGAGUAUAUUAUUAAAUUAUUAAAAUAUAAUAAAGAAAAUAAUGAUAAAGCAAAUUACAAUAGAGAAUUAUUAAAGAAUAUACUAGGAUGUAGUAAAAAAUGUACACUUGAAAAUCAUACAGAAGAAAAAAGGGUAUUUAUUAAGAAAGUAAGAAAAUUAUGUAAUUUAAUAAAAAAGAAAAAAUUGAAUGAUAAAUAUAAAAAAAUACUAGAAAAAAAAAAUUUUUUUAAAUGUGGCAAGUUACAGAGAGCAUAUAAAAUAUUUCUCACAGUAAUAUUUUCCAUAGAAAAAGAAAUUAAAGAAUUGAGAAAAGAACUAAAUGGAAUGCGUAAUUUUAUAUUUAUAAAUUCAGGGAUUGAAUAUUAUUUAAAUGAAAACAAUAUAUCCUUUUUUAGAAAAAGUAGGGCUUAUAGGAAUAUCCUGAACAACCACCUUAUCGAGCGUAGUAAAUUUGGUGGUUAUUUUUGCACUAACAAUGACGUUAUUAAUGGAGAUAUAAAUGGAGGUAUAAAUGGAGAUAUAGAUGGAGAUAUAAAUGGAGAUAUAAAUGGAGAUAUAAAUGGAAAUAGUAAUUGUAAUUAUAAUCGUAGUUAUGCUAACAGUGAUGGAAAUAGCGACAGCAACAUCAGCAUAGUUAGCAAUUUUUUUUUAAAAAGCAAUUUUCCGAGUAAGGGAAAAAGAAAGAAAAAAUAUAUUUCAUAUAUACCUUUAGAAAAUUAUAAAAUAUUAUUUCUAUGUUUAAAAGACAUAUUUGAAGAAAAGAAUGUAGAAGACAAACUAAAACGCAUUUCAUACUACAUUGAAAUAGACGACUAUAUACCUACAUAUUGCAAAAGAUUUUAUGAUAAAUUCAAAAUAAAAGAGAAAUAUUUAUAUAAUAUACAAACAUUAUUUAAUUCUUGUGUACCAUCUGUUGAAUGCGUAAACAUGAUAAUAUCUUGUCUUAAUUAUAAUUAUUCCAAAAUUUAUAAAAAGAAAUCAAUUUUCAAAUAUGAACUAAACAGUCUAUACUUAUCUACCCUACCGUCGGUAUAUUGUUGUUAUGUACAAAUAAUAAAACAUAUAGAAUUCUUAAAAUUAAAAGAAACAAGUCAGAAAAUAAUUAAAAAUAAUAAGAUCUUUGAGAAUUUAUUAAAUCAUCUUUCAUCUUAUAUAUUAGAUGAGUCUUAUUUUAUUAUUCCCUUUUUUACAUCCUAUGGAAAAUUUUUAAUAAUAAUUAAAACAGACAAAAAUUAUAAUACAGAAACUACAAUGGAAAUUUUAAAAAACAAAAGUUCAUUCACCUAUGAUGUAAUCAUUAACAGUUUUGUAUAUCCUAAUGAUACAUGUUUUCAAGCAAUUAUUCAUUUUUCACAUGUUUUUAUAAACACCUUAAGGAAUUUUUUUAAAACCCGAAAUUCGGAUGACAAUAUUCCUGAAAUAACUUUUGCAAAUAUUCCUCAUAUUGAGAAGCAGCAACUUAUAUAUCAUGAAAUAGAAUCUAGCAAGAACAGAAAUGAGAUUACUGUUAAUGUUAUUUUCUUGAUAGAGUCCUUCUUCAACAACACAAAGAAAAUGAAGGUACCUAUGGAAUUUAAUCAAGGGUUGAGAUUUUUAUAUGUUGUUAGACUGCUUGAGCUCUAUAACGGAAAAAAUUAA
Molecule: messenger RNA, 5814 nt
Organism: Plasmodium malariae
Lineage: Eukaryota; Apicomplexa; Aconoidasida; Haemosporida; Plasmodiidae
Product: conserved Plasmodium protein, unknown function
Exons: 3
Coding region: 1-5814 (1937 amino acids)
Source: RefSeq, a predicted model, not a curated record